Aureobasidium subglaciale EXF-2481 is the source of this 961-nucleotide messenger RNA. RefSeq lists its product as uncharacterized. The record is from RefSeq and is a predicted model, not a curated record. The coding region runs from base 303 to 755 and encodes 150 amino acids. Lineage: Eukaryota; Fungi; Ascomycota; Dothideomycetes; Dothideales; Saccotheciaceae. The transcript has 3 exons.
GGCAGGUUUGGUCAUACUUUGCUGGGAAACGUGAAGGGAUUUCUUCUCAGUCACGCGUAUACUCAUCUGGACUACUGACUUCUGGCCACCAGAGUUAGUUACUGCUCCACUAUACACACAACGAUUUUCCAACUGGACGGACCUUUCCAAAUCAGGUUGGCAAUUCCAUUCAGCACGAGGACCUUCUCUAUGUACCUACUCUUCUAGACACUCACAAUCACGUCACCCGAUCAACUGGUCCUGAUCCUGCCCUUGGAGUUCAUGUCUCAGCAGCCUGGUUACUAGCCAGCUUUCGCAACGGCAUGCUGGCAGAAGUAAUGCUAUCAUCAGCCGCCUCGGUCUAUCCGACUCAGCAAGGCGGGCCUCAGAUCUCGGAAGAGGCGGACGGGUAUCUCGUUGCCGAAGAGCACGUCAAACUCUAUCUCUCUUAUUCAACCUCCUCGCACCCCGUUUACGCGGCGGUCGGCCCAGACGGCACUUCCGAGUUUCUACCAUACUUUUCUGUGAGCGACCGUUUUCGCCAAUACUCACUCGUGACCAUCGCGAGGAAUUCUCAAGAAGAUCGCCAACGGUUGCACUUCGCUACGACGAGCCAAGGGCGGCGUAUGAGGCAACGCUUUGUCUCAGUGAAGCGGGGACACUUCAAGGACAAUCCGCUCGUACGCGCGAAGCAGGUUGCCCGAGCGAGGCUGGCACUGUUGGCAGUCGCUCCCGUUGUCCGUUUCCGGCUUGAGUCACCAAGAGCUACAAUCUAAGCAGUUACAACCAGUAGACAUCUGUCUUAGAUGCGAAGACAUGCUGGAGAAGGUUAACCUGCCUCCUGUCUCGGUAAGCCCGGUACGUUUGCUGUGUACAACCACCUCUCUCGAGUAUCAAGGCAGUGUGCCGUUGGACUAGUCGUCGCUUUGCAGCCUGGCCAGGCGACCACCGGCCUUCGAAUAAAAACAAACCAACCUCUCGC